CUCAGUUCAAUUUAGACUUCAGCGAUGUCGGGAACACUUCCAGUUACCUUCGUGAAGGGCUUCCACAAUGAGGAGCUGGUUCGCCGCAUGGAAUACCGCAAGUUGGGCGGCACCAAUUUAAGAGUAUCGGUACUUGCACUAGGCGGGGCCACUUUGAGUGCGCUCUUUGAUAAAAAAUUUGACGAAGAGGAGGGCAUCAGAACCGUGCAAGAAGCUAUUAAGUCGGGCAUCAACUAUAUCGACACAGCGCCAUUUUAUGGCCAGGGGCAGUCGGAGCAGGUGCUGGGCAAGGCGCUGAUGGAUGUCCCUAGGGAAGCGUACUACGUUGCCACCAAGGUGGGCCGGUACGAACUAGAUCCCGAGCGCAUGUUCGACUUUACAGCAGCCAAAACACGGGAGAGUGUCAAAAAGAGCUUGGGUCUACUCGGCUUGGAUUACGUGGAUGUAUUACAGGUUCACGACGUGGAUGCGGCCCCCAGUCUGGACAUUGUGCUAAAGGAGACGAUUCCAGUACUAGAAGAGUACGUGAAAGCUGGCAAAGCACGAUUUAUUGGCAUCACUGGCUACGAUGUGGAUGUCCUUAAGGAGUGCGCAGAGCGUGCGAAGGGGCGCGUUAAUAUAGUCCUCUCUUACGCUCGCUAUACGCUCCUGGACAACACUCUGUUGCGCCACAUGAAGGCAUUCAGGGAGCUGAAUGUGGGCGUCAUCUGUGCCGCAGCACACGCACUUGGCCUGCUCUCCAAUGCCGGCCCACAGGCGUGGCAUCCCGGCAGCCAGGAGCUGCAGCAAGUGGGUCGCCAUGCCGCCGAGAUUUGCAAGCAGCGUGGCGUCGAACUGGGCAAACUGGCCAUGUAUUACUCCAUGCAGCUAGAGGGCGCAGCGACCUUCCUGAUCGGCAUACCCAAUCGUCGUCUGCUGCAGAUCAACCUGGAUGCGGUGUUCAACGGCUUGAGCUCCGCCGAGCAGGAAGUGCUGCAGUAUCUGCGGGAAAAUGUUUUCAAAAAGUCCUACAGCUGGGGAUCAACGCUGUCGACGAUCAGCGACUUCAAAUGAGUCCGUCAUGCAAAUGCAGCAAAAGCUUUAAUAACAAUUUUAAUC
Drosophila hydei is the source of this 1098-nucleotide messenger RNA. RefSeq names its product L-galactose dehydrogenase. NCBI's taxonomy places the organism in Eukaryota, Metazoa, Arthropoda, Insecta, Diptera, Drosophilidae. The transcript has 2 exons. Gene Ontology annotation, molecular function: L-galactose dehydrogenase activity. Gene Ontology annotation, cellular component: cytosol. The record is from RefSeq and is a predicted model, not a curated record. The coding region runs from base 25 to 1053 and encodes 342 amino acids.